This is a messenger RNA of Megalobrama amblycephala (Wuchang bream), 2353 nucleotides long. Its product is annotated as E3 SUMO-protein ligase ZBED1-like. NCBI's taxonomy places the organism in Eukaryota, Metazoa, Chordata, Actinopteri, Cypriniformes, Xenocyprididae. The transcript has 5 exons. Gene Ontology annotation, molecular function: DNA binding; protein dimerization activity. The record is from RefSeq and is a predicted model, not a curated record. Bases 1 to 1992 code for a protein of 663 amino acids.
AUGAUCAGCACCACUGAUCAAGCCACGCUCAGUCUCAGACUGAAGUCAAACAGAGUCACAGCUGAUACAGGACUAAUAUCAGUACUUAUAAUGGAGCUGGGUCAACUUCUGAGGGAGCAAACAGAGGUACAAGAUGGACCGUCACCAGCACCCUCAAGCAUACCUGCUCUACAGAAAGCACAAGCCACUGCUGGACUGAUGGGACUGACUGGAGCGAGUACUGGAAUGACUGGACCGACUACAGUGCCGGCUGCUGGAUCGGUCACUGCUUUGUCCCCAGCACCAAAAGUUGCGUCUCCAACUGCAAAGGAAGGAAACCAAGGGAUCGAUAAAACAAAUGCAAUCUGCAAGCAUUGCCAGGCUUCUAUACGCUACACCGGUAAUACAACUAACCUGCGCGCCCACCUGCAAAGACACCAUGCAGACAAGCUAGCUUCGCCGCAGCCCAAAAAAACACGGGACCCCACGCAAACUACUUUGGACAACACAACAUCCAAGCUUCCAUCUAACUCAGUCCGUGCACAGAAGAUUACGGAGUCUGUGGUGCAUUAUAUUUGCAAAGGUUUGUGUCCCUACAGUGUUGUCGAGAACACAGGCUUUCACCUUAUGAUCAACACGUUAGAUCCCCGUUAUGUGAUCCCUACCCGCAGCUACAUGACCGACAAAGCAGUACCGAGGAUGUAUGACAAAGUUAAAGACAGUGUUAAGUCAGCCCUGAGUUCUGUCCCACGAGUGGCACUGACUUUUGAUGGGUGGACAUCGCGAGCCACGGAAGCUUUUGUUACAAUCACUUGCCAUUACGUUAACGAGGAGUGGGAACUGAUGUCGUACGUUUUACAAACGCGAGCCAUGCACGAGAGCCAUACGGGGUCAAACAUUGCAGAGUUACUGAAAGCGGCGCUGGAGGAGUGGGACCUCGUAUCCAAAGACCCAGCUAUUGUGACUGACAACGCCGCAAAUAUGAGCGUCGCAGCGGAGCUUGCCGGUAUGUUGCAUUUCAGGUGCUUCGCUCACACUUUAAACCUUGCCUCGCAGCGUGUACUGAAGCUUCCUGCUGUCGCUCAUUUAUUGGGAUGUGUUAGACGGAUAUCCACCUUUUUUAAGCGCAGUACCACAGCCAGCCACGUACUUCGACAGAAGCAGAAGUUGCUCGAGUUGCCUGAACAUAAACUGAUCACUGAUGUUGUGACGCGCUGGAAUAGCGCGCAUGAUAUGCUCGAGCGCUUUCUUGAGCAGCAACCCGCUGUCUCCGCUGCUCUUCUGUCCAACGAGCUUAGGAAAACUGAGAAAGAAGUUUGCACCCUAUGUGAGUCGGACAUUACAUCUGCGGAGGAGAUAGUGGAUGCAAUGAAGCCCAUGAAGAUUGCUACUCUUGUAAUGUCAAAAGAAAGCUCUCCAACACUGUCAGUUGUGGCCCCUCUUCAUGCUCAGCUCAUCCAGGAUUUCCAAGAGAGCAGAGCAGAUACCCUAGCUUUGCCCUUCCUUCCUGAUGAUGAACGAGAGGAAAUAUACUUGAGAAUCACUGCAGAAGCUCGAAGAAUUCAAGAACUAUUUCAGGAAGAGGCUGAAGUGAUACCAGGAGAGGAGGACAAUCAUGUGGAAGACAAGGAUGACAUUCCUGCCAGCCCACCACCCAAGAAGAAAAAGGACUUGUGCUGUUUGGCUGAUCUGCUUGGUUCAACUUACAGUGCAGGUCCUACGGUGAGACACAGAACCACACAGGCCCAGGCAGAAGAGGAGAUGUCAAGGUACAAGGAGGCACCACCCCUGUCUCUUGCUGAGGGAAGUCCACUCAGUUGGUGGAAAGAGCACCAGAAUGAAUAUCCACUAAUGUCACGCCUUGCCAAAGUGUACCUGUGCAUUCCAGGGACUAGUGUCUCCUCGGAGCGCGUUUUCUCUACGGCAGGCGAUAUUGUAACCGCACAGAGAAGUGUACUAAGCUCAAAGCAUGUUGACCAACUUCUGUUUUUGAACAAAAAUCUUAAGUCAUAGGAUAAAGCUAGCAUUACCAAGAGUAUCCUCAGGUUAUUGUUUUGUUGCUGCAGUAAUUUUUGUUCAACCUGCCUUUUUGAGGACAAACCUGGUUUAGCCUUAAGAUUUUAAAAAUCCAUCCUGUUAUGAGGUAGAUUAGAUUUGUUGUUGUGCCAAAUGUUAAAGCAAGAUGUAGCAUUUAAGUGAUUUCAUAGUGAAAUGUUAUGGCAGUACAUGGUGUCACAAAAAAGAAUUAUAAGAAGAUUUAAUAAGAAGAAUAAUAAUAAGAUUUUGUGCUUGUGUGAGCUCAGACUGUACCCUUGGAAAGUUAAAUGUUGACUUGUGGUAAUUUCCAGAUUAAUACAAUUUGUGUACAAUUAAU